AUGUUGACACCUUCCUCUGCUGAGACUCUUAAGCAGCAUGUAUGGGCUGGUCGUAUCCCCGUUGUCUUCUGUCUUGACCCAAAAGAAGUAACUACACUUCAUGCUCCUCGUCCAUUCUACGCGAUGUUGCCUCGUAUGAGCUAUUUAGUGUCCCAAACACGUGACGUUGUUGAAUAUUUUCGUGAUGUUGCUCCUCCUGUAUCCAUGAUGCAAGGCACCUCCAUCUGGUUUGAGGCUAAUGAGGUCCCAUUGCAUUGGCAUCUGCCUUUUGGACUUCUCCGUGACCUUUUGUGUGGUCCUGCAGCACUGGAUCUACCUUGGGCUCUGACGGUUCAUUUCUUAGGUUUUCCUAGUGAUGUGCUUCUUCCUUGUGGCAACGAGCAGAGUGUCGAGUCACACUUUAUGCAUAGUCUCAAGCAGGCUACGUUCUUAAGAAUGGGGUCUACAAAAGCUGUCAUGAGCUUGCCUGAAGCCAAGCAGACACGCAUCUGGACUAGCAUUUCGCAGAAUGAUUAUGAAAGCUAUCGAGAAGCUACACAUGACCUGCAUUUGGAUGGAGGAGUGGACGCUUCUGCGUUGCGCCAGCUCCCACUACGAGUACAUUUUCAGAACGAACCCGCGAUUCAAAUGCCCAUUGCACCACUGGAGAAUGGUCGUGAAAAACUGUUGCUGGAAGUGCUUCACUAUUUACUACCCGAUCUGUUUCCAGACGCUAUCUCAGAAUCACAACCACAAGAGUUUCAGCUCGUCGUACAUGGCGUCGUGGUCCCGUUAAAAGUAUCAAUCGUCGAGCUCUACCGGCACUUUUCCUACGCCGACGGAUUCCUCUACAUUGCCGUGCUCUUCAAUUCUUAA
Molecule: messenger RNA, 855 nt
Organism: Peronospora farinosa
Lineage: Eukaryota; Oomycota; Peronosporomycetes; Peronosporales; Peronosporaceae
Source: the annotation of a GenBank genome assembly